CUUUUCCGGUCCGGUCGCGAUGCUUCGCCACUUCCAUCGUUCGCUGGUCACCUGCAUGGUGUUCCUGUGCUUGUCUCUUCUCGGAAUCGUGUUCGUCACCACCAGAUCGCGUUUGCUGGAGAUGUACGCACCUCAGGCGCUGCUCGCCGCUAACGCCUCCGAGUCGUGCGUGCCACGCAAGAACAUCGUCUUCCUGAAGACGCACAAGUGCGCCAGCUCGACGGUGAUGAACAUCUUCCUGCGGUACGGAACCGAGCACGGACUGAACUUCGUGCUGCCCAAGUCUCCCUCCACCCACUACAUCGGCCACCCGCAGAUGUUCAGCCGCCGACUGGUGGCCGACAUCAGCCGGUACAACAUGACGUACAACAUCCUCACGCACCAUACGCGCUACAACGACGAGGAGGUGCACGCGCUCAUGCCGCCGGACAGCGUCUACGUCACCAUCGUGCGCAGGCCGGACUCCCUGUUCGAGUCCUUGUACUCGUACUGCAAUCUCAGCGAGAUAUUCAAGAGGAACCUGACGAUGUUCGCGCGAAACCGCAACUUGACGGGUUACCUGUCCCGACACCGCGAGAUCAAUGACCGCGUCGGGCUGAACCAGAUGUCUUUCGACCUGGGCUUCAAAGGGCCCUUUGACUCCGAGCAGGCGGUCGCCAAGUUCGUGAAGAAGAUCGCAUCGGUAUUCCACUUGGUCAUGCUCGCCGACAGGUUGGACGAGUCCCUAGUCCUCCUCAAGCACUUGCUCUGCUGGAACACCACGGACAUGGUGGCGCUGAAGAUGAACUCGAGGUACAGUGCCUUCAAGGAACACCUUUCGAACGAGACCAAGGAACAGCUCCUCCGGCUUAACUCCGCCGACUGGCAGCUGUACCAGUAUUUCGACAAAGUGUUCGACAAGAAGGUCAAGGCCUUCGGCGUCGACCGAAUGGCAGCCGAGGUCAAGGAACUACGAGCCAAGCAGAAGGAAUACUACGACCGCUGCGUCAUGGCCGAAGAGUCGAUCGAGAAGCUCUCCCCGUACGACAAGCGCAAUGACGUCGUCGCCUUCAAGUCCAAGGGAAAGAGCAAGCUCUGUCGCAGCCUCACCCUUACCGAACGCGAGUUUGACGAGGAGGUCAAGGUGAUCCAGGAGGCAAGGAUCCGGCAAUACCUCGCGAGCCACAAGCGGGCUCGGCGUCGUCGUCGCCGUCGUUCAAGCCGCGUCUCGCGCACCGCCGUCUCAGCCGACGGUGCCAGUAGAAGGAAGGCUAGGACAGAUCGGUCCAUGUCCGUGCCCUCCUGCGGUUGGCCCUCUGGCGUGGGUGUCGCCGGUGCCCCCACUGGUGUCACCGCUGCCUCCGAAGUAGCCACUGCAUAUGAAGUAGCCACCACCGGCCGCGUUGCGGUCUCCGCUGCCGUGCCCGCUUGCGUCAUUGCUUCCCCAGUCGCGGCCUCCACCGUCACUGCUGCGGUAGAUUAG
Molecule: messenger RNA, 1462 nt
Organism: Rhipicephalus sanguineus (brown dog tick)
Lineage: Eukaryota; Metazoa; Arthropoda; Arachnida; Ixodida; Ixodidae
Product: galactose-3-O-sulfotransferase 4
Exons: 5
Coding region: 20-1462 (480 amino acids)
Biological process (GO): glycolipid biosynthetic process
Cellular component (GO): membrane
Molecular function (GO): galactosylceramide sulfotransferase activity
Source: RefSeq, a predicted model, not a curated record